Nicotiana attenuata is the source of this 895-nucleotide messenger RNA. Its product is annotated as PLAT domain-containing protein 3-like. The transcript is spliced from 2 exons. NCBI's taxonomy places the organism in Eukaryota, Viridiplantae, Streptophyta, Magnoliopsida, Solanales, Solanaceae. Gene Ontology annotation, molecular function: protein binding. Bases 93 to 659 code for a protein of 188 amino acids. The record is from RefSeq and is a predicted model, not a curated record.
GAUCUAUUAAAUAGUACCCAUUCAAUAACUACUCCAAUAUGCUAGAAAGAUAAAGAGAGAAAGAAAGUAACAGAGAAAGCUCAAGAGAAGACAUGGGAAUAGCAGCUCACUUCAACCAUUUCUGGUUCCUUCUCUUCAUCGUCUUCUUCUCUUUCUCCAUCUCCUCCAUUUCCGGAUCCGAUGAUGAUUGCGUGUACACAGCUUACGUCCGAACGAGUUCAAUAAUAAAGGGUGGAACCGAUUCGAUUAUCAGUUUGACUCUCUACGAUGCCGACGGAUAUGGCAUUAGAAUCAAGAACCUCGAGGCUUGGGGUGGGCUUAUGGGCCCAGGUUACAACUAUUUCGAGAGAGGAAAUUUGGAUAUCUUCAGUGGUCGAGGCCCAUGUUUGACUGGGCCUGUCUGCAAGAUGAACUUGACUUCCGACGGAACUGGCCCAGGCCAUGGAUGGUACUGUAACUACGUGGAGGUCACCGUCACCGGAGUCCAUAAAGCAUGCAACAAACAGAAUUUCGAAGUGGAGCAGUGGCUCGCAACUGAUGCGUCGCCUUAUCAGCUCACGGCCAUUAGAGACAACUGUAAGAAGACCAAGUCCGAUGAGAAACUGUCCAUUUCCGAUGUCUACGAAACUCAUUCCACUCCACAUGUUUCUGUGAUUUAAGUUUCAAGUUAUUGGGCUUUAAUGGGCCUGGGCCCACAUUUCUCUGUUGUAUCUUUUGUGACUGAAAUCUAUCAGGGGUAAGUAUGACAUAUAAUAUGUGUCAAUGUUGCUUUCGUGUUUAUAUUAUGAGUGGUGGUGGAGUAAUAAAGGUGACCUGAUAAUUUUGCGAAUAAUAAGAAUCAAUACAUUUGCUCAUGAGUACUAUAUUGCAAAAAUAAAGAUUUGCCCCAUCGUUA